Chelonoidis abingdonii (Abingdon island giant tortoise) is the source of this 1224-nucleotide messenger RNA. The record is from RefSeq and is a predicted model, not a curated record. Lineage: Eukaryota; Metazoa; Chordata; Testudines; Testudinidae.
GCAGGAUUUCUAGUUUCCCAACCUGAUGUGAUCUUCCAGGUCGAACAAAGGGAAGAGCCAUGGGUCCCAGACCUCCAGGAUUCAGAGGAAAGAGAGAUCCUGAGAGCUCCUUGCACAGGUGAUGCAAUAGUAUGUGAGAAAGAGGAGCAGAAUUCUCAGCAGGAAAAUGUCGAGCAAGUGGAUAAACACAGAGCAUUAUUGCAAACAUCGAAAAGGAAUGUGUCCAGCAGUCAUGAAGAGGGAGAAUGCUGUGAGAUUCAGCACAGACCAGAAAAAGAGCAGGGAAACCAGCCAGGGAAGAAAGAGGGUAAAUUUAUUUCCUGUCAGGGAACUCAGAAGGGCCUCAAGGAAACCACAACACAGCAGGCAAUCCUCAGGGGAGAGAGAAAAAAUAGAUGCACUGAGUGUGGGAAAAACUUCUUUAGAAGAUCAGACCUUUCUGAUCAUCAGAGAAUCCACACAGGGGAGAGGCCCUACAAAUGCAGUGAGUGCGGGAAAAGCUUCACUAACAGAUCAAGCCUCUUUCAACAUCAGAGAAUCCACACAGGGGAGAGGCCCUAUGAAUGCCGUGAGUGUGGAAAAUGCUUUGCUAACAGCUCAGCCCUUUCUGAACAUCAGCGAAUCCACACAGGGGAGAGGCCCUAUGAAUGCCAUGAGUGUGGAAAAUGCUUCACUCACAGAUCAGCCCUUUCUCAACAUCAGAGAAUCCACACAGGGGAGAGGCCUUAUGAAUGCAGUGAGUGUGGGAAAAAUUUCACUUACAGAUCAGUACUUCUUCACCAUCAGAGAAUCCACACAGGGGAGAGGCCCUAUGAAUGCCGUGAGUGUGGGAAAAGCUUUAUUACCAGCUCAGACCUUUCUGUUCAUCAGAGAAUCCACACAGGGGAGAGGCCCUAUGAAUGCCGUGAGUGUGGGAAAAACUUCACUCACGUAUCAGGCCUUUUUCAUCAUCAGAGAAUCCACACGGGGGAGAGGCCCUAUGAAUGCCGUGAGUGUGAAAAAUGCUUCACUACCAGCUCAGCCCUUUCUGAACAUCAGAGAAUCCACACAGGAGAGAAGCCCUAUGAAUGCUGUGAGUGUGGGAAAAACUUCACUUACAGAUCAGGUCUUUUUAACCAUCAGAAAAUCCACACAGGGGAGAGGCCUUAUGAAUGCCGUGAGUGUGGGAAAACCUUUAAGUGCAGUUCGCACCUUAUUAGGCAUCAGCGAAUCCACACAGGGGAG